This is a messenger RNA of Aureobasidium melanogenum CBS 110374, 408 nucleotides long. RefSeq lists its product as uncharacterized. The record is from RefSeq and is a predicted model, not a curated record. Lineage: Eukaryota; Fungi; Ascomycota; Dothideomycetes; Dothideales; Saccotheciaceae. The annotation marks the transcript as partial. The transcript has a single exon.
ACUUCAACCAUGAAGUGCGAUUGUCUUGCUAGAAAAGCUAUUCUCUUCGUCACGAUCAUCAUCGCAAUUACUGUUCUCUAUGGCUUUACGACGAAAUUCUUGGUAACGGCUCCCAACUAUGAUGAUGUGAGCAUUGAUCCCGAAGGAGGAAGUUACUACGAUUAUGGAUCGAAAGUUGCUGCUGCUGUUUGGAAGGGAGCUGGUCAGUGGAUUGGGAUGGCUGAGUCUAGUUCGACUAAUACGACGGCCAGCAAAGAUGUGGUUGUGACAUUGCAGGAGCAGGAGUUGCAGUCGACUUCGACCGCGAGCGAUGAAUUGACUCCGGAACACACUUUGACGGUUACUGCAAACCAAGAGAUUACGUCAAGAAGACGACGACUGAGGUCUCACCGUGUGAGCUUGAGAUGA